AUGAAAUCAUCUGUGAAGGUGACCUCUACUGGUGAGCAAGUUCCACUGAACUUUCGCUAUUCAGUGACUCCUGCGUCAAAAGUCAACAGCUUCAAGCCAAAGGAACUUCCUAGCGAUUGCGAUCGACGACAGCUCAGGGCAGGGCAGCUGGGGGCUGUGUGGUGCGGUCGGCUGCAGCAGCUGCCUCGAGCAGAUCAUGUUGGAUUGAUUUGGGAGGUUGAAGCUGGCGAAGAGAUUCCUUCUGUGAUCACCCCUGUGAAGCCAAAGUAUUUUCUGCUAGGCACAGUCAAUGUGCCCGCCAAGCAAGCAAUCAAGCUUGCGUAG
Messenger RNA from Durusdinium trenchii, 324 nucleotides. NCBI's taxonomy places the organism in Eukaryota, Dinophyceae, Suessiales, Symbiodiniaceae. The record is from the annotation of a GenBank genome assembly.